Pocillopora meandrina is the source of this 5092-nucleotide messenger RNA. The record is from the annotation of a GenBank genome assembly. NCBI's taxonomy places the organism in Eukaryota, Metazoa, Cnidaria, Anthozoa, Scleractinia, Pocilloporidae.
AUGGCUGCGCAAGGACUCAUUCCCAGUGGUGUUUGUGAUGUGAGCCCGUGGUUAGACGAGUUUCAGCUAUUUUACACACUUACUGUAGAAAUCACAGCGGUCAAAAGUCUGCGCUAUUGCGAACGUUUAGACUGCUAAUACGCAGUUAGAAUUUCGGCUCAGCUUGGUGGUUUCAGGCAGCUAAUAUUUAAUUUUUUUGGUAGAGUUCAGACAAGAUGGUAAACCGACAGAAAACCCUUGAUAAGAUGUACUCUGUGUUCAAGAAGACGUAAGGUUUCCUUCCCCCAAAUUCGCUACUGCAGUUUCCUUUCACAGAUUCGAACAUUUCAGGUAUUUUUUUGCUUGGAACAUGUGGAUUUUUCUGUUUUCCCUUAAAAUUUUGCGCAGGAAAUGAGCGCACGGCUGGCUACGAUUUAUUCAUUGCGCAUGCCGAACGUUUGACCGCUGUGUUGCUGUAUGAUUCCAUGGGCUCGAUAAACAGCCGCUAGUCGGGAAUGAGCCCUGGCUCCUCUUAAGACUGAACUAUAGAGAGUGGCGAAGAUCAACUCUGUUCUUAAACACACAUGCUUUAUUUUAGUUUUUGAUAUCCAGAUAGCAGUGUAAAUAUUAUUUUUCAUUUAUGCUUGGUGUUGAAUAAAAUUCUUGCAAUUGAACAAAUGCGAAGGGAUUGCAUCGCUAUAUGGAUCAGUUUGAUACUCAACUUAUAUUACUAAGUAUAAUUCUCUAAUGAUAUUAAUAGGAUAAAAGAAAUUGAAUUAGAUUAUCAGUAGCAAAGUGCUGUGCACUCUUUAGUAUAUUCUUGAUUGUAAUAAUAAGUAUUCUUUAUAUAAGAUAAAUUUAUAUAAAACUUACCUGUACUUACUUAUCAAGCAGUUUGUAAAGAAUAAAACUAAUCAGCUGUUGGCUCUUUGUUGUAUUUCCGCGACUCUGAUUGGUUAUUGUGGAUUUGGUAUUACAACGCACGGCAUGUUAAAAAUAUGAUUUUUUUCCCGGUCGGGGGAAGGGAGAAGGGUUGAAACUCUUCUUCAUAUGGCACAACUGGGUAUGGUUUUGAACAGGGUUUCUUUAUGUACAGUAAGCUUUGAGCAGAUUGUUGGAUUGGCGUUACCCACUUUUGAGUGAAAGAACUAGAAGGAUGAUAUUCGCCCUGACGAAGGGCUGACGCUUGAAACGUCGGCUUUGUAACUCUUUACGGUGGCCAAUUUACAUUAUCAAACUAAAUUAUCAUAUCGAGCAGUAGUCAGCUGGAUUGGAUUCAGAGCAUGCAGUGUGACAUCCCAACCUCACUUUACAUCAAAAGAUCCGUAAUCAGGAAUUAACAAUCUCAGAAAAAAUAUCCACAGCCCCAUAGUCCUUUCGUAUACUAUACAAAGCGAGCAAUUUACUUACUUACUUAGGGGAGGGGAAAGUUUCACCAUCCUCGUCCCCAUUCUCUACGCUUCAUAAACCCAUUCGAAACUCGUGUGACAACAGUGCAGUUUUCCAAAGAGGAUUGUGUUGGAACACAGCUCAGUUUUCUACAAGGUAAAUUCCUCACUUUUGAAAUGAUUUGAUUUUUUAUCGAUGAUUUUCUGUACCUCAAACUUAAGGCUCUUCGUUCAACAUUAGGUCUGUAAACUUGCUUGUGACUCUCAGCACGUGUCCUCUUCCACGCCGCAUCUAAAGUUUUUCAUUUCUGUCAAAAUCUCGCUUUCUUAUUACUUGCUUGCCGUAAGAAAAUUUCGGAGAAAAAAAUUGAACGGUAAGGAUAUUGCCUUUAACAACUGCAAAGGAAGGAAUGGUCACGGGUUACUUCAUUUUUUGUCAGUGAUAAUAAGUUCAUGUUGUCGAUGAAGUGUACUAGUCGUACGACUCCAGUGGCCUAUUUCCUUAUCAAGGCAUACCCAGGACUCUGUUGUAUGAAGCGACUAGGAUUAUCGUUACUCCCUUAGGAUGCGAUGCUACCCUGAAUUGGUAUUGAAUGAAUGCUCUGCCUCAGUGAAACCCCAUUCCCCUUCUUAACAAACCCUCCUUUGUAAUAAGCCUCCCCUCUCUCCUUGUCAAUAGUCCCCCCUCUGAUUAGACCCCUCUACAAGAGGUUCUCAGAGGGGUGAUACCUUUUACCGUUAAUGGUUAAAAUUUUGACCAUUUUACCCUCAAUGAUUAACUUCCUUCUUUUGUGUUUAAAAGAAAAGUUUUUCGAUGGCUGAUUUUUUUGGUCAUUUUACAUCUAACAAUUAACCCCAUUGAGACCCUCCUUCAACUGCAUUCCAUUUGAUGGCUCUAGAAGUUAUAAACCUACACGGGGUUAUAAGAGCAAACAUGAUAACCCCUCAGAGCUUCAUCAUGUCUUCAGGAAAGUUGGCUGGUUCCAAUUCAUACACCUUGAGGGAAGGAGAAACUGUGAGAGUGAACUGAAAAAAUAAAUAAAUGCCCCAUGUAGAUAUUGUCCAAGGUAUAAUCUACAGACAGCUGUUUGCCAUUGGUGUGUCAGUUCGAAAAAAGAGUAAAUUAAUGAUCAUAAACACAUAUCCCUUGAUUUAAGUUAGAGGCUAAUCUGGUACACUCCAGAGGAAAAAUGUGUGCUAUCCUCCCACUAAUAGUACAGGUAACCCAAAAGAAAGGACAGGGUGGGAUGGGUAAUUUUCAAUGGACUAUCAUCCCCUCAGGGGAGGGGGAAUAGCUUUCUUCUCAGUUGCUUUAGUUUUGAAAAAUAAAUAAGCUCUGGUAACUAGAUAUGAAAAAGCUGGGCUUGUGAGACUCUACCUUUUUAUAUGUACCUAGUUACUAUCUACAAACUCUUUGAGUUUCUUGUGCAAUAACAUACUUUCUGGUUUUAAGUUUGCUAUAUUUGACCUGUCACAAAGAUGAAAGUUUGUUAUACUUACUUUUUCUGUUGCAGGGGCAGCAAUUUCAUGAGUGAACUGGCCAUAAAAGCUGAAGGCAGGUGUCUAGAGGAAGAUGAAGACAAACCAGGAGAGAGAGAGGAGAAGAAGCUUAAGAAAAAGAAGAGGAAAUCGAAGGGGGAAGACCAAAUAUCCAAAAUGAAAACUGAAGGUGAAGUAUCAAAGAAGGAAUCAAAACAUAAUUUAAAGGAAGAUAAAGCUGAAGAAAGAGAUGAUGGAAUGAAAAAGAAAAAGAAGAAGAAAUCAAAAGAGGACGAGGAAAUCUCCAAAACAAAAGGUGAAGGAGAAGGGUUGAAAUGCAAUUUAGAGGAAUGCAAAGAGGAAGAAAUAGAAAAGAGAAAAUACAAGGAAAAGAAGAGGAAAUCAAAAGAGAAGGAAAAAGUCUGCAAAAUAAAAGGUGAAAGUGAAGUCUCGGAUGAGGAGUCAAAAGACCAUGUAACUGAGAAAGAGAAAGGUAAAGAAAGGAAAGAGAGAAAAAACAAGGAAAAGAAAAAGAAAUCUAACGGGGAGGAGAAAGUCUCCAAAGCAAGAGCUGAAAGCGAGGUCUUGAAUGCAGUGUUGAUAGGUAACUCAGAGGAAGAUAAAGGUGAAGAAAGAGAAGAGAGAAGACACAAGGAAAAGAAGAAAAAAUUGAAAGGAGAAGGGAAUAGCUCAGAAAUUAAAGCUGAAAGCAAAGUCUUAGAUUCAGUGUCAAAACACAUUAAAGAAGAUGAUGAAACUGAUGAAAAGGAAGAGGGAAACCAUGAGAGAAAGAAAAAGACAUCAAAAGGAGAAGAAGAAAUCUCAGAAACAAAAGUUGAUUGCAAAAUCUCAGUUGAAGAGUCAAAACACCUUUUAGACAGGGGUGAUAAAGCUGAAGAAAUGGAAGAAGGAAAAAACAAGAAAAAGAAGAAGUUGAAAUCAAAAGAGAAAGAGGGAAUUUCUGAGACAAAAUUUGCGAGCGAAGGCUCAAAAGCAGGGUCAAAAGGCAACAUAGAGGAGGAUAACACUGAAGAAAGAAAAAAACCCAAGCGAAAAAAGGAGAAAUUAGUGGCAGUAGAAAUGGAUCUCGAAAAGGAAGAAUCAAAACUUGAUACCAAUGAUGUGGAUAUCGAGAGAAAGUUGAAAUGCGAUCGAAAGAAAAAGAAGAAAGAAAUUGAAGCUAAAGAAACUUCAGACAUGGAGGACAUGGAUGAGGAAUCUAGAAGCAAUACGAAAAAAAGGACAAUCAAUGAUGUUGAAGUUAAGGAGGGAAGACACAAGGCUAAGAAAAAGAAGGCAGAGAAGGAAGAAAGAGAACAAGACUCUCAAACUAAAGUGGAAGGAAAGACCAAACGAAACCAUUCAGAUGAGGAAACUGUUGGACAAGAAUUAGAUUUAGAGGAAAAGAAAAAAAAAAGAAAAAGGCCAAAUGUGAAGAAAACGAUGACCCUUCUGAAACUAACCAAGGAAAUGGAAAAGAAAUUGGAAAAUCAGAUGAAAAAUCUUCAUCACAGGUAAAUCACAUUAAGACAAUGUUUCAGGUUAAAAACAAAAAGCAAGGGAAGUUCUUUGAGAUGAAAUAUCAUGUUUGAGAAACAUUACCAAUGUUGUCUUCAAAGGAUGACUGGGCCUUAAUAUGAGAGAAAGGCCUGGAGAGACCAAAAGUGUGGCAUUUUGCUUGGAGCAAAGGAAAUUGAGGGAGGGUGAGGUGGAAGGUUCAGAGAGAUUCACAGUUGGUGAAUAGCCACUUUAAAUGAAAUGGAGAAUUAACUUCUCAGCAAUAAUCAAUGUAACCCUGCAAGAUAAGCCCUAAGAUAAGAUUGCAUGGCAAGAUUUUCUAUCCAUUACAGGUCAAUUCUUACAACUGAAGCCGAAAGCUUCCUAUACCAUAAAAUAUCAAAUUAGUUUUUUGUUUUUUUGUUCUUCGACAGCUUGGCCAGUGGGGUAGGACUCAGUUUGGAAGUGACGAACGGAGGGACAAAUUUCUCCGCUUGAUGGGUGCCUACAAGAAUAAACCCUCAACGGAGCCAUCUGGAACUACUCUAAGCUCAAAGUCUAGUCGCCAUUGCAUGACUAAAGCUACUGAAGAUUCCCUUACCAAGGGACUGGAACAGCAGUAUGAGUCUGCCAUGAAUUUCAGCAGGAAUCGGAGGGGACUGGGGCUUGGUUAUAACCCGAAUGAGGACCCAAGUAACAAAUUAUUCUAUAUUGACAAAACUGCUUCUAAAUCAGUCAAGUUAAAUUAG